GAGCGUGGCGGCCCUUCCGGGAAGAUGUCUGUGGCGGGGCUGUGCCGGCGGGGCUGGGCCUGGGCGCCGGCCUUGCUCCUCGCCCUCCUCACCCUCUGGUCCUACUACGCCUACGUCGUCGAGCUCUGCCUCGUGACAUUGACCAACUCCUUGGAAAAAGUGGCCUACCUUGCCGUGUUCCAUGUGAUCUUUGUGCUCUUCGUUUGGGCCUAUUGGAAGUCCACCUUUACUCCUCCCCAGCAGCCGGACAAAAAGUUCCACAUGUCCUACGCCGACAAGGAACGCUACGAGAAUGAAGAGAGGCCCGAGGGGCAGAGGCAGAUCCUGGCCGAAAUGGCGCGGAAAUUGCCGGUGUCCACACGCACGGGGAGUGGAGCCAUCCGCUUCUGCGACAGAUGCCAGCUCAUCAAACCAGACCGUUGCCAUCACUGUUCCAUUUGUGCCAUGUGCGUAUUAAAAAUGGACCACCAUUGUCCUUGGGUGAACAACUGCAUUGGAUUUUCUAAUUACAAAUUCUUCCUGCUGUUUCUAGCCUACACGCUGUUGUACUGCAUGUUCAUUGCUGCCACGGUCUUCAAGUAUUUCCUCAAGUACUGGACGGGGGAACUGAGUGGGGGCCGCUCCAAGUUCCACGUCCUUUUCCUUCUCAUCGUAUCGGUCAUGUUCUUUGUCACCCUCACCUUCCUCUUCGGCUACCAUUGCUGGCUCGUCAGCCAAAACCGGUCCACGUUGGAGGCUUUCUCGGCUCCGGUGUUUCCCAACGGCCCCGAUAAGAACGGGUUCAACCUCGGCGUGGGGAAAAACCUCAGGCAGGUGUUUGGAGAGAAGAAGAGACUCUGGUUCAUCCCCGUCGUAUCCAGUCAAGGCGAUGGACACUACUUCCCAACGCGAACCUUAAGCGAAGCGCGGAAUCCGCUGCUGGCGAACGAGGAACAGUGGGAGGAAGACGACGGGGUGGACGACAACCAUCACGAUUAUCACCGCGGUGGCUCCCUUUCUGUGGAAAUGGAGACGUAGCAGUUCUGCAAGGCCCAAGGCGGGGCGCUCAAUCCGCUUUCUCAGCUUCCUUCUCUCAUCCGCUUCCUCCGUCGAUGGACACUUUUGAAAGAAAGGAAGCGCAUGGAUUUUCAAGGAGAGGAAGCCUUCUCGAGUCUCCGAAAUGG
Molecule: messenger RNA, 1163 nt
Organism: Anolis sagrei ordinatus
Lineage: Eukaryota; Metazoa; Chordata; Lepidosauria; Squamata; Anolidae
Gene: ZDHHC15
Product: zinc finger DHHC-type palmitoyltransferase 15
Molecular function (GO): palmitoyltransferase activity
Source: RefSeq, a predicted model, not a curated record